AUGGAUUGUAUCUUCUGUCGGAUAGUGAAAGGUGAAGUGGGGAACAAGGUUUAUGAGGAUAGUUUGUUUAUUGCUGUCAUGGAUGUUAAUCCGAUUUCUCGAGGACAUAUGUUAGUUGUGCCAAAAGAGCAUGCUGAGCAAUUAACAGAUCUUUCUGAUGCUUAUCUAGGUGGUGCCUUGCUAGUUAUUAAGCAGAUCGUAUCUAAGGUGGGAACAAUUGACCAGUACAACAUCUUACAAAAUAACGGACAUCUGCAAAGUGUUAAACACGUUCAUUUUCAUAUCAUUCCUUGGAAUGCCGAGGAUGAAGAAGGUCUUUUAGUUAACUGGACAAGGUCGCGAGUUUCAGCUGAAGAAAUUCGACUGCUGGGUGAUAGUAUUAAGCAGACCUUCCAGGAUAAAUAA
Messenger RNA from Nematocida homosporus, 405 nucleotides. RefSeq lists its product as uncharacterized. The transcript has a single exon. The coding region runs from base 1 to 405 and encodes 134 amino acids. Gene Ontology annotation, molecular function: catalytic activity. The record is from RefSeq and is a predicted model, not a curated record. NCBI's taxonomy places the organism in Eukaryota, Fungi, Microsporidia. Gene Ontology annotation, biological process: nucleotide metabolic process.